This is a messenger RNA of Funneliformis caledonium, 372 nucleotides long. The record is from the annotation of a GenBank genome assembly. NCBI's taxonomy places the organism in Eukaryota, Fungi, Glomeromycota, Glomeromycetes, Glomerales, Glomeraceae.
AUGACUUUACAGCAAAAAGUCCAAAGUAUAUAUCAAGCAUUAUUAAGAGCAUGUAAAAUAAGAGAUCGUGUACUUAUCCUUGUAAAUGCUUACUAUCUAGGACAACUCUUGGAAACUGAAUCAACUAAUCCUUCUGAAAGAAUAAUGUUGCAAAAUAUGAUGACUAUCUAUUAUCGACUAGGAGUUACCAGAAUCUAUUAUUUAUUUGAGUUUUUGGAAGUAGAACAAAUCCAACAUACUCAAAUUAUUAACUUUGCAACUAUAAGACAACUCAAGGCUUGUGAAUUCAGGGCUUUAAUUAAUUAUACUCACCAACUUUCUAUCAGAAAUGAGGAGGAAACUGAUGAAUUUCUCUUAGAGUUCAAAAAUUAG